AUACUUUAGCUGGUAUAUAUUGUUCACACUGGUCACAUGACCCUUCUGACCGCCCCAGGUGCUGCUCCAUAUAGUGACCCAGCCAAAGACUUUGAUGAAAAUAAAGAGAAUAAGACCCCGGACGGCUCUCAGAAGGACCCCGACUGGAUGCAGUAUGAGCUGGAGCGGGAGGAGCAGGAGCUGCAGCAGGCGCUGGCCCAGUCCCUCCAGGAACAGGAGGCGCGAGAACUGAAGGAAGACAAUGACCUGAAAAGAGCCACAGAACUGAGCUUACAAGAAUUUACCAGCUCCUUUCUGGACGGGUCAUUGUCUGAUGAGGAUUCUGGGAAUGAAGAGGUUCUGGAUAUGGAGUACACCGAGGAGGAAGCUGAGGAGCUGAAGAGAAACGCAGAGAGUGGGGAACUGCAGCACUCCUAUCGCUUGGUCAGCGUUGUCAGCCAUAUUGGAAGCUCCUCAUCCUCCGGACAUUACAUCAGUGAUGUGUAUGACAUAAAGAAACAAGCAUGGCUGACCUACAACGACCUGGCCGUGUCUCGCACCCAGGAGGCCACUGUCCAGAAUGAGCGGGACCGCAGCGGCUACAUCUUCUUCUAUAUGCACAAGGAGAUAUUUGAAGAAAUGGUUGACGAGGAGAAUAAAGCACAAAGCUACAGUGGUGACGCCAACAGAUUGAGACCCUGCCUGUGAGGCUGGUGUGGCGGUCUUGCACACGUGCGGCUCUGGAGCUGCAGACUUGUGUCUUCCCCAUUGGCUGAUGUGAUGUCUCCGCACUGUGGCUGCUGACCCCUCUGGGCCGGAUGUCUUCUCCAUUCUCACCUUCUGUAUAGUUGGUGAUGAGGCCGUUCACACACAGCAUUUUGUUGUUGUUUUAAGCCAAAGCCAAAAGUUGAUCCAUUGGUCUAAUCUCCUUGGAUUCAGUGCGCAUGGCGGUGGGAUCCCGGUGUCAGGCGGCAGGGGCGCGUGGGAUCCCGGUGUCAGGCGGCAGGGGCGGGUGGGAUCCCGGGGUCAGGC
This is a messenger RNA of Hyla sarda, 1011 nucleotides long. RefSeq names its product ubiquitin carboxyl-terminal hydrolase 37-like. The coding region runs from base 37 to 687 and encodes 216 amino acids. The transcript is spliced from 6 exons. Gene Ontology annotation, biological process: regulation of proteasomal protein catabolic process; proteasome-mediated ubiquitin-dependent protein catabolic process; protein deubiquitination. Lineage: Eukaryota; Metazoa; Chordata; Amphibia; Anura; Hylidae. The record is from RefSeq and is a predicted model, not a curated record. Gene Ontology annotation, molecular function: cysteine-type deubiquitinase activity; proteasome binding.